Messenger RNA from Gongylonema pulchrum, 1437 nucleotides. The record is from the annotation of a GenBank genome assembly. NCBI's taxonomy places the organism in Eukaryota, Metazoa, Nematoda, Chromadorea, Rhabditida, Gongylonematidae.
AUGAAUUUUUCCCGGGAAGAACGAGAAGGAACUUUCGAGAAAAAAGAUGCAGAACGCAGCUGUGAAAUGCAAAGUGUCCCGACUACGGAUUCUUCCAAGCUUGUUAUGACUGAACCACUGGGAAAUAGCCCACGUAAUGAAAUCUUAUCACGAAAUGAUAGUAUGGCUCCCGCAAUAGGACAUGGGAAUGGGCGCGUAGAAACAACGAUAGUGAAAUUUCCUGACAGCUCUCGAGAGCUUUUGGCUGUUCAAAACCCUGCAGAUUCGGCACAUUACGGAAUUCCCGCUCCAGCAGCAGCUAGUCCGCAGGAAACAAUCAUCACCGUGGCAAAUGAUGAGGCAUCAGUGAGAGCAAAAAAUAAUUCUGUUAUUGUGGUUAACAUUUCCACCAAUCCCGUGAGACAGCGGGACAGAGACUUCAGUCAAAUCGAGAAAAGUAAUGUAGCUGGACAGAGUACUCAACCGCUGAGCGAACGUUUUGCUGUCAAGGACGUAUCGCCACAAGUUGCGAAAUCGCAGGUCACACCACCGUCUCGUCGCAAAGCCGCCACCAAGUGGCCUCGAAAUACUGAUGCUGUAGUCCCAGCAUCUUCACAAUUUUUCGAUAAUACCUCUCCGCCGCAGGGCGAUCACGCUACGGCAGACAAGCCUUUGCUAACAAAACCCCUGAACGGGCAAAGUUUGAGUUUCAGUAGUAGCACUAACUUAACAAAAAACAAUGAAGUUCAAAAACUGAGCACUAAAGGCACUGAAUUUGUAUGUCCUGAGCCCAUAGACUCUGGAACAGGUUCAGCGAAAUCCAAAUGCGACCCAGCAAAUGAAUCGCAGAAGAAUCUGGAGUGGAAUAAGUGCAGUUCUGAACAAGAUCCAGAGCAACAGAUUGAUCUGGAACAGAGAGAGGGCACUGCGCGAGAAAGAGUUGCUCCAAAUAAUGAAUCUAAACCAAACACAGUGCCAAAAAAUUCACUUCCAAGGACAUCGAGCGCUCCAAGAGAAGAAUCGCUCAUGCGAUUAAAUGAAUCCGGCAGCAUUCCUGAAAAUAAUGAUUUUAACGGAGAUGCUCGUUUUGAGAGAAAGCAAUCGCACCAUGGAAACUUGACGUCUGAACGAAGGCAGCUGGACGACGAUGCGGAAAGCAUACCAAAGGAAGAAAAGUCAACAACCUAUAGGUUUUCAAAAUCAGGCAUCAAAAGCUCCCUGCCUACAGCAGUGCAAAAAAGCUCAAUUGAUCGAAGACGAGUUACCUUAAUGCCGCCGUCUGGAACUUCCACCUCCAGCCAUACCGAUACCGAUGCUGACUUUAAACGGGACCUAAAACAAGUGGCCUCUGCAAUCGACACUAAAAAACAAGAUUCCGAAGACGAAGACUUGGCGCCAGCUCGACAGCAAGCAGCAGUGACAAUGCCUACUGCGGCUAGCACUAUCACCAAAAAAAAA